AUGGCUUCAGCCAUGUACGCCCAGACCUUGCAGAGACUCCUCAAAAGCUUUGAGGAUGCCGGCGAGCCUGUGCACAUAGUAGUGAGGUGGGUGCCAGAUCUGAAGGAUACAAAGCGGACCGGCUUCAUUCUCACUGGAUCCGUGCCACAGGCCCUCAGGGUGUAUUUCUUCAAUUAUCUCAAGCUCUUGUUCAUAUUUGAGGCUCUUCUCGAUGCUCUUCUUGAUGAAUCGAGAAUGGUGAUUGUCAUGGACCUCGACGUGCAAGUGCGCCGGGGCUGGACCCAGACGCUGCAGCGGUGCCUGGCGGGGCCGGGCACGGAAGGAGCGGAAGGAGCGGAAGGAGCGGAAGGAGCGGAAGGAGCGGAAGGAGCGGAAGGAGCGGAAGGAGCGGAGCUGUGCUUCCUGCAGCAGGCGGCCUUUGGGGACCGGCGCCUACAGCAGGCGAACUCCGGCGUGGUGGUCUUUGGGGGCCGGAGGUCGAGCGUGGCUUCGGCGGUGGCGUUUUUCCAGGCGCUGGCAGCGCGGCUGCAGGCGCAGGAGGUGGUUGCCAGGCUGCUGCCGCACCACGACGCCGUGGCCUUUGAGCAGCUCUUGAUGAACUACGUCUUGAACGACAUACGCAAAUGGAAGGAGAAAGAGAAAGAGGAGAGACAGAAGGAAGGAGAGUGGGAGAACGAGUUGGAGAGGCUUGAAGACUCGACUCCAAGAUUGGUCCGGUGGGGCAUCUACAAUCCGCUUGUGGCGUAUGCAGGGAUGUUUCUCACGCAUGCGGUGCUCACGAACACUGUGCAUCAUGCCACGGCCUCCAAUGUGGACUUGAAGCAAAAGCUGCGUCUCAUGGACUCAGCGCAGCUCUUUGUGGCGGACCUCCGAUCCUUCUGCCCUGGCCCGCUUCCUGAUGGACGCCUGCCUGCUGAACUCCCGCUGCCGGCCUUCUGCUACUACUUCACCGGCGUUGACCCUCACUUUGGGCCCCUCUUAGAUCACUUUCGGGUCCACGGCGGCUUCAGCGAGCAGGACAACAUGGUGGUCAUCGAUCAUCUGCAGCGCAGGGCAGCUGGGCGCGCCUGGAUCCAAAUGGUGAUUUCCUUCAACGAGGGAGCCUACAAGCGCUGGAGGAGCUAUCGCAAGAAUUCCACGGCUGCCAUGGGGGAAGUGCUGUGGACGCCCAGUUUUUAG
Effrenium voratum is the source of this 1179-nucleotide messenger RNA. NCBI's taxonomy places the organism in Eukaryota, Dinophyceae, Suessiales, Symbiodiniaceae. The record is from the annotation of a GenBank genome assembly.